ACAAAUAAAGGACAAAGGAACAGAUCUUAGAAGAAGUCUGAGGAAACAAGUACUCAGCUAGAGGGUUGUCGACAAGGUGUAUACAGAAGACACAGUGAACCAUGUCUGGGGCCAUCAGCUUCUUGAUGGUGUUUUUACUUGGGAACACAGCUAUGAUGAGUACAGAAGCACUUAAACCAACUCUACGCUUGGAACCAGAGCAGACGGUGUACAUUGUAGGAGAAUCUUUAUCACUGAGAUGUGUUGUCAACAGUCCAACAAGUAUCUCUGGGUACAGCUUCUUCAAAGAUGCAGCAUUGAUAGUCAAAAAUGCUGUCUCAAAUCGACUGACCAUACGAUCUCUGUCUACAACGGAUGCUGGAAAUUAUAUCUGCACCUACUAUCAAGAAAGUACAGGCACACAACAAGAAAGCAACCACAUAGACCUUAAAGUGUUUGAAAGCCCACCUGCUCCAAUAUUGACGGUUGAACCCAAGAGGAAUGUCUUUCUUGUAAAUCAAUCAGUGGUAAUACGCUGUAACCUACCAAGAGGACAAAGUGCCACAGAAGUCUACUUGUAUCAAGAUGAGAGAAUACUCUAUGAGGCAGAUAAUUUUGGAGUUUUAUCUCUUGUAAAUACUGAAAGGAGACACACUGGAAAGUAUACCUGUGACUAUAAGACUGUUAUAUCAGGACGUACACUGACAUCUCAUGUCAGCAACCAAGAGACUUUGGUAGUGAUAGAUCUGCCUCCAACUCCAAUUUUACGGUAUGCGAACAACCAGAAACAGACUAGACAAGUAGAGAUUGUGUGUGAGAUACCAAAUCCUCCCUUCUCCUCCCUAAUCCAUGGAUAUCGUUUGUAUCGAAAUGGAGGGGAAAUUUUAAGCAAUAAAGCUAAUCAGUUUGUCAUCAAUUACAAUCUGGAAUUCGAUGGAUGCUACUUCUGCCGAAGCUUUGUGAAUGUUUUAGGGGAGGAGAUCCUAUCACCUAAGAGUGCUGAGGUCUUCUUGUCAUUAGAAGGAAGUAACACAAGAAGCUGCCAGAAUCCAAAUUCAAAAAGUAACUAUAGCCACUCAAGACAAGAAGCAGAUAUACCUACUCUACGAUUGGAACCGGAGGAGGCAGUGUACAUUGUAGGAGAGUCUUUAUCACUGAGAUGUGUUGCUGGCAUGCCAACAAGUAUCUCUAGGUACAGCUUCUUCAAAGAUGCAGCAGUGAUAGCCAACAAUUCUACCUCAAAUCGACUGAUCAUACCAUCUCUGUCUACAACGGAUGCUGGAAAUUAUUUCUGCACCUACUAUCAAGAAACUGCAGGCGCACAACAAAAAAGUAACUCCAUAGACCUUAAAGUGUUUGAACGCCCAGCUACUCCAAUAUUAGUGGUUGAACCCAAGAGGAAUGUCUUUGUUGUAAAUGAAUCAUUGGUAAUACGCUGUCGCUUACCAAGAGAGCAAAGUGCCGAGGGAAUCGCCCUCUACCAAGAUGGGAGAACACUCUAUGAGGCAGAUAAUUUUGGAGUUUUAUCUCUUGCAAAUACUGAAAGGCAACACACUGGAAAUUAUACUUGUGACUAUAGGACUAAUAUAUAUGGACGUAUAGUAAACGCUCAUCUCAGCAACCAAGAGACUUUGGUAGUGAUAGAUCUGCCUCCUACUCCAAUUUUAAGGUAUGCGAAGAACCUCCAGAAUCAAAGCAGUCAAGUAGAGAUUGUGUGUGAGAUACCAAAUCCUCCCUUCUCCUCCCUAAUCCAUGGAUAUCGUUUGUAUCGAAAUGGAGGGAACAUUUCAAGUAAUCAAGCUAAUCAGUUUGUCAUUAACUACAAUCUGGAAUUUGAUGGAUGCUAUUUCUGCCGAAGUUUUGUGAAUGUAUUAGGAGAGGAGAUCUUAUCACGUAAGAGUGUGGAGGUAUUCUUGACAUUAGAAGGAAGUAACACAAGAAGCUGUCUGAUUCAAAAUCCAGAAAAUGGCCAUGGACUCUCAAAACAAGGUGUCAAGUUGUAUGCAAGUGUACUCAUUGGUAAACUCAUUGUCUUGAUUUCUAUCUUGCUCGCUUUUGGGAUCCACCUCAUUGUAAUUCGCCUAAGAAUCAAAAAAGCUGAGACAGAAGAUCAAUCAAUUCACAGAUUAUGAACACUAAUCUAAAACACAGAAUUUUACAUAAUUUUUUUUUGUUCUUGGUUUUUUUCUGUAUGUUUGCAAGAAUAUUCAAGAAUAAACAUAUUUAAUUUAA
Messenger RNA from Bufo gargarizans (Asiatic toad), 2211 nucleotides. RefSeq names its product alpha-1B-glycoprotein-like. Gene Ontology annotation, biological process: cell surface receptor signaling pathway. The coding region runs from base 102 to 2111 and encodes 669 amino acids. Gene Ontology annotation, molecular function: transmembrane signaling receptor activity. NCBI's taxonomy places the organism in Eukaryota, Metazoa, Chordata, Amphibia, Anura, Bufonidae. The transcript is spliced from 13 exons. The record is from RefSeq and is a predicted model, not a curated record.